Meloidogyne enterolobii is the source of this 581-nucleotide messenger RNA. The record is from the annotation of a GenBank genome assembly. Lineage: Eukaryota; Metazoa; Nematoda; Chromadorea; Rhabditida; Meloidogynidae.
AUGACUUACUUUCUCUUUAAAUUAGGGGGCCUAGACGUUACUAAAAAAUUUUUUUACUUGAAAACAGAUGAAAACGGAGAGAGCAAUAUUAUAAAGUAUUACCCAAAAGUUUGUAAAAUUUCUUAUUCUUGCAAAUUCAAAAUUGAUUGGAGUGACGUACUACAAUUGGAAAUAAACAAAGUUGAGAAGAAAAAUCAAAUUGAGGAGGAUGAUCCUGAUAGUUUAUUAUAAAAAUUAUAAAGGUUUCUUGUUUAAUUAUUUUUAUUAAUAUCAAAAAGGAGGGGGUUCAACUUGGGGUUUCAGCCAGGGAAGGGUCAUGUUACCUCUGAACUCUGACCUUUUUUUCGACUCGAAAUUAGACUCGACAUUUUUCUUAACCCGGCGAUUCCAGGUUUCAAAUAAGGUGGGGUUUUAAUGGGACUUCAAUCAAAUGUGUUUUAACAAUAACCGAGAACUUUGUAUUGGAAUUGUUUUGAUUAUUGGCGAGAUUAAAAAGUCUUUUAUAGAAGAAUUUCCACACAAUCUUCCUCUUUCGAAACUGACCACUUUGGAAAAUUAGGGAGGUUAUUUAAAUAUUUUUU